Molecule: messenger RNA, 2730 nt
Organism: Gadus chalcogrammus (walleye pollock)
Lineage: Eukaryota; Metazoa; Chordata; Actinopteri; Gadiformes; Gadidae
Product: UDP-glucuronic acid decarboxylase 1-like
Biological process (GO): D-xylose metabolic process
Cellular component (GO): cytoplasm
Molecular function (GO): UDP-glucuronate decarboxylase activity; NAD+ binding
Source: RefSeq, a predicted model, not a curated record
AUGGCAGAUAAUGAAUCGGAUAGUGGGGUGAUCUCAGGGAUAAACAGGAGAAUGAUGAAGCUGCUGGUUGCCCUCGCGUUGAUCGCCUACAUAGCCUCUGUCUGGGGAACGUAUACGAACAUGAGAUCGAUACAGGAACUCAGCGAGAUGAAGAUUGAGCAAAGAAUAGAUGAAGCUGUAGCUCCCCUCAGAGAGAAGAUUCAUGACCUUGAGCUUAGUUUUACCCAGAAAUAUCCUCCUGUCAAAUUCCUCUCAGAAAAGGAUCGGAAGAGGAUUUUGAUCACGGGCGGCGCGGGCUUCGUGGGCUCCCACCUCACUGAUAAGCUGAUGAUGGACGGCCACGAGGUGACCGUGGUGGACAACUUCUUCACGGGCAGGAAGAGGAACGUGGAGCACUGGAUCGGCCACGAGAACUUUGAGCUCAUCAACCACGACGUGGUGGAGCCUCUGUACAUCGAAGUGGAUCAGAUCUACCACCUGGCAUCUCCAGCCUCUCCGCCAAACUACAUGUACAACCCCAUCAAGACCUUGAAGACCAACACCAUAGGAACUCUCAACAUGCUUGGGCUGGCGAAGCGCGUGGGAGCGAGGCUCUUGCUGGCCUCCACGUCCGAGGUGUAUGGAGGUAACACCCAGGUCCACCCCCAGAACGAGGAGUACUGGGGGCACGUCAACCCCAUCGGGCCCCGGGCGUGCUACGACGAGGGCAAGCGGGUGGCGGAGACCAUGUGCUACGCCUACAUGAAACAGGAAGGUGUGGAGGUGAGGGUGGCCCGGAUCUUCAACACGUUUGGCUCCAGGAUGCACAUGAACGACGGCCGAGUCGUCAGCAAUUUCAUCCUGCAAGCGCUUCAGGAACCGCUCACGGUGUAUGGUUCAGGACUGCAGACCAGAGCCUUCCAGUAUGUAAGUGACCUGGUGAAUGGCCUGGUGCUCCUGAUGAACAGUAACAUCAGCAGUCCAGUCAACCUGGGAAACCCAGAGGAGCACACCAUCCUGGAGUUUGCCCAGCUAAUCAAGAGCCUUGUGGAACGUGUGUCCACAGUGAGCCACAGUCAGAUCCAGUUCCUUCCUGAGGCCCAGGAUGACCCCCAGAGACGCCGGCCAGACAUCCGCAAAGCUAAGAUGAUGCUGGGUUGGGAGCCCGUGGUACCGUUGGAGGAGGGAUUGAAUAAAACCAUCCAGUACUUCAGCAGAGAGCUGGAGCACCAGGCCAACAACCAGUACAUCCCCAAGCCCAAGGCGGCGCGGAUGAAGAAGGGACGCCCCAGACAUAACUGAGGUCCGACUUCCUACGUGAAGCGACCGCUGGUGUGGACACCGAAACGUCUCUCUUGUAGGACCUCUUUGGGUAGACUUCUCCAUGGACAUGACAUUGUGUUGUGCACUCCUGAAUUGAAUGAAUAAAGAAAGGGUUGUGUUUUCGUGCGUGCAGGUAAGGAACUCUUUCUCAUUCCUGGAAAAAACAAGAGUGAAAAUAGACUUGAAGACGGUGUUUCAACAUGGCCGUUGCUGCACUUGCUGAGUGAAGGACUUCCUCCAGGGAGUAUCAGGGGCAGGUUGGACAUGGCUACAGGGGCUAUGAGAGAAAGGAGGACGUUGAAUAGACGAGGACUAGCCAUUCGUUCAAAAUUUGCCAUUUUCUUUUUUAAAUUUAUGUUUUUGGAUGGCGUUUUUUGAUUGCUAUUUAAAUUAAGCUUUUGCUGAAGUAAGAGAGGUGGAGUAGUGUUUACGCUUGCAGGGUGUUUGUGUUUCGUGUUUUUGUUCUUAUUUAAAUGUCUCCCCCCGGGAUGGACUGGCUGAUAGUGGCUUCAAUGAAUCGCCCUGUGGAUUUACUGGUCUGCUGUCGUUCAAUGGGGGCGGCCCCAUCUGUUCCUCUGUGGAUAUCGUAAAGCUUGCUGUACCGCGCUGGUUCCGUCUCACUUCUGCUACAGAACACAGCGCAGGGACUGGGCUGUUUCCGAACCAUCUUCUGUUUCAAUGCUUCCUUCUUCUACUUUGUGAAAGCUCUGUGGAUAUGUGAAUCGUGUACUAUCUUUUCAGGUGGAGAUGCUAUUUUAAUAAACAUUUUCAAUAUUUGUUUUGGCUUUUUCAAUGUGAGGUUGUUGCUAUCUGACAUUCAAUUUGCAAUGCGUAGUCUGACUCAUGCCUAAGCCUAACAUUUUGCCUGUUAUUGCCGUUAUGCAAAAAUAUUCUGAUGGGACUGAUAACAUUUUCCCUAUCGUUGCUACUGUGAUUUUAUAAAGUCAUUGGCGAUUCAUAUUUCAGCAGAAACUAAGCAGGGAAAUUAGAUCCUCAUAACUAUAUGAAUGUGCCUAGUAUUUUUGAGGCCAAUUAAUCCACGCUGGUGAUUGAAAAUUGAUGUUUUAUUUACAUGCAUUUAAUCAGCACUGACGUCAUAACUUUUGUAUAAGAUCAGGUGAUAUGUUUAGUUGAACAAUCAAUUAAACUGAAUGUAGCCUACACAAUAAUAGGAGAUAAUACGUAAAGGUUAAUGUUUUAAUGAGACUACGGGUAAGAAAAUGGGAACGGCUACUAAUCAAGACACCGUCCUCUGUUUCCGGGAGAUGGUCUUCUUUGCGUGUGCGUGUUUUAGUAGUAGUCGUAGUUUACAUUGGCGCCGUGUCUAUAAUUGCCCGGGUCGCCGUUGGCAUGCGGGGAGUUCUCAUCGUGAUGGUGCUGACGACCUUGAUCCGUUGCUCGUGACUGGUCCAACCAGUACGCCAAGUC